Pseudophryne corroboree (corroboree frog) is the source of this 2180-nucleotide messenger RNA. Its product is annotated as zinc finger protein OZF-like. NCBI's taxonomy places the organism in Eukaryota, Metazoa, Chordata, Amphibia, Anura, Myobatrachidae. The transcript has 7 exons. Gene Ontology annotation, molecular function: DNA-binding transcription factor activity, RNA polymerase II-specific; RNA polymerase II cis-regulatory region sequence-specific DNA binding. The coding region runs from base 294 to 1898 and encodes 534 amino acids. Gene Ontology annotation, biological process: regulation of transcription by RNA polymerase II. The record is from RefSeq and is a predicted model, not a curated record.
AGGCAGCGGGUGUGGAAUCUGAAGGGGGCUGCAGGGGGCCAAACAUAAUAAUGACACAAUUUGGAUAGUGCUCGUGAUGUGACAGGUCACGAGGUACUGGAUGAAUUUCGUAUCUUCUCGGAGGUGCACAUUUGACACCCCAGAGGGUGAAGGAAGGAGAGUGAGAUCUCAGUCAAAUAAUACGGAACCAAUCAAAUGGUCCAAACUACUGUGCAGUGAGGACCAAGAGCCUGUUUUACUGGGGAUCACAGCAGGGUGUAACCUGUCCUAUAUAAAUCACUGAUUCACUGAGGAUGGACAUGGACAGCGGAACUGUGACUGAGAGGAUACUACAUCUCACCCUGGAGAUCAUCUACCUGCUGACUGGGGAGGAUUACACAGUAGUGAGGAAGCCAUCUAGUGAGUGUGAGACACCCAGCAGCUGCCCGCAUGUGUCAGGAGAACUGAGCAGGACCCAGAGCCUCAUCACGCUGCCUCCAUCUCACUCACUGAUGCAUGAGAGGCACAAUGACAAGAAGAUCCUGGAACUCACCAACAAGAUCAUUCAGCUGCUGACUGGAGAGGUGCCUAUAAGGUGUCAGGAUGUCACAGUCUAUUUCUCCAUGGAGGAGUGGGAAUAUAUAGAGCAACACAGGGAUCUGUACAAGGACGUGAUGAUGAAGAAUCACCGGCCCCUCACAUCACUGGAUGGACCCAGUAACAGAGAUACCCCAGAGAGAUGUCCUUGUCCUCUGUAUUCCCUGGAUUGCACAGAGGAGAAUCACAGGGUCCCACAGAAGGAUCAAGGUGAGUAUAUCACUUUUAUUAAGGUAGAAGAUAUAAAAGGAGAAGAAAAUACGUAUGUUUAUAAUAAUGAGGCAGAAGAUAAAGAAGAGAUGUAUGAUACUAAUAAUAAGGCAUAUGAUACAGAGAGAGAAGAGAUGUAUGUGAGAGGUGAUCAGCAGUGUAAGGAGGAGGAAAUCCCUACAGAUAUCAGCCCAGAUGAACCCACAAACAGGAACACCUCAGAGGGAUAUCUCAGUGUGUCUCCAGAUUAUAAAAUAGAAGAUAACAUCACACAGGAUUAUCUGGGGAAAAACACCAUUAUUUUGAAUUUACAUCCAGUACUUUCCACUGCAGAUAAAUCAUCUGAUCCCUACAAUCAUCUGGAAUGUUCUCCUCAUCACUCAGAUAUAACGAAACCUAAUACUUCUCAUAAAGGUGAUUCAGUAUUUGCCUGUGCUGAAUGUGGUGAACGUUAUAUACAUUGGUCAGUGUUUGUUAAGCAUCAGAGAACUCACACAGGUGAGAAGCCAUUUCCAUGCUCUGAGUGCGGGAAAUGUUUUAAACACAAAGCCACUCUUGUUACACAUGAGAGAAUUCACACAGGUGAGAAGCCAUUUCCAUGCUCUGAGUGCGGGAAUUGUUUUACACAGAAAUCACAUCUUGUUACACAUCAGAGAAGUCACACAGGUGAGAAGCCAUUUCCAUGCUCUGAGUGCGGGAAAUGUUUUAAACACAAAGCCACUCUUGUUGCACAUAAGAGAAUUCACACAGGUGAGAAGCCGUUUCCAUGCUCUGAGUGUGGAAAAUGUUUUACACGGAAUCUAGAUCUAGUUUCACAUCAGAGAAGUCAUACAGAUGAGAGGCUAUUUCCAUGCUCUAUUUGCGGGAAACGUUUUACACGGAAAUCAGAUUUUCGUAGACAUGAGAGAAGUCACACAGGUGAGAAGCCAUUUACAUGCUCUCAGUGUGGGAAAUGUUUUACACAGAAAUCUGGUCUUGUUACACAUGAGAGAAAUCACACAGGGGAGAAGCCAUUUGCAUGCUCUGAGUGUGGCAAAUGUUUUGCAAAGAGGUCAAAUCUGAUUAGACAUGAGAGAAUUCAUACAAGUAAAAAAACUAUUUCCAUGAGCUGAUCAGUCACUAAAUGUGAUUGCAGUAAUAUUGUUCAUAUUGUAAAAUAUGAUGAUGAUGAUGAUAAUAAUGUGACAUAAAUACAUUGAAACUCUCAAACACAAAGGUGCAUGAGUUAUUUUUUUUAAAUUCAAAACUUUUUAUUGAGUUUUUGGAUAUGCAUUACAAAUAAAGCUAAACUGUAAACCCCCCAACAUGUUACAAGUUAUUAAACAUUUAUACUGCAUUUGUCGAUAAUAAUACCAGUAUACAGAUGAUCCAAAUAAACAUAUCUUGAGUAACAA